AUGCCCUUCAACUGCUCUACAAGCAAUUGCUCUUCCAGACCCAUUGGAGGACGCUACUCUAUGCCAGGGGCCCCUGCUGCCACAUCUUCUGCCCAGGAUGCCGACUGCCUGAGUGGCCUCUAUUUGCCCAGUUCCUUCCAAACUGGCUCUUGGCUCUUAGAUCACUGUCAGGAGACCAGUUGUGAGCCUGCUGUCUGCCAGCCUGCCUGUUACCAGAGGACAUCUUGCAUCUCCAGCCCUGUCCAAGUGACUUGCUCUCGACAGACUAGCUGUGUCUCCAAUCCCUGCUCAACGCCCUGCAGCCGGCCAGUCACCAUUGUCUCUGGUGGCUGCCGACCCCUGGGGGGCAUUUCCAGUCCCUGCCAACCAGUCGGGGCCGUCUCUACUACCUGCCAACCAGCGGGAGGGAUUCCCACCAUCUGCCAACCAGCCUGUGGGGUCUCCAGGACGUACCAGCAGUCCUGUGUGUCCAGCUACCGAAGACCUUGCUAA
Molecule: messenger RNA, 492 nt
Organism: Perognathus longimembris pacificus (Pacific pocket mouse)
Lineage: Eukaryota; Metazoa; Chordata; Mammalia; Rodentia; Heteromyidae
Product: keratin-associated protein 11-1
Exons: 1
Coding region: 1-492 (163 amino acids)
Cellular component (GO): keratin filament
Molecular function (GO): structural molecule activity
Source: RefSeq, a predicted model, not a curated record